AUGUCCCACCUAACCUACUACAACUACGACGGCGUCGGAAAAAGCAAACAAGCCCAGUUCAAAUACAGCCAGGCCGUCCGCGUCGGCGACCGCAUCGAAUGCGCCGGACAGGGAGGAUGGGACCCCACCACGGGGAUCAUCCACCGCGAAAUCAACGCGCAAAUCGACCAAGCCUUCGCCAACGUCGAUAUGAAUUUACGGAACGCAGGCGGGAAGGGCUGGAGCCAGGUGUACCGGGUGAACUCGUACCAUGUGCCGAUCAACGACGAGGCGUUGGAGGCGAUGGUGCGGAAUUUCAAGAAGUGGGUUCCUGAUCAUGAGCCGAUCUGGAUACGCCCUGCAUCCAAGUCCUACGUUGACUUGCUACGUCAACGCAUACAAUUCCUCGAGGAAUUUCUGGCCAAACGCGGGAUUGACCCAGACACGGAGAAGGCACUUGAGAAGAAAAGAGAGAAUAUCGACGCUGUAGAUGAAGAUUCACAAUAUAUGGAUGCUCUAUGCGAUCAAUUCAAGGGAUAUCUUGCGCUCGACGAGUCUCUUAAUUUCGACGCCGACGGUGAGAUGCGAUUCUUUGGGCCGACGAGUGGACGUCUCCAGUUCGCUGCUCAGGGUGCCACGCCAGAGAAAGAAUCAAAGGCACACGUUGAACAUCCAGUGAAUAGCUUGACCUUUGGAUCAGCAGCAUACGACGAUUUCAUUCCCACAGAGCUUGAAACACACUUGAUCGACCUGUACUUCACCUGGGAGCAACCAUGGUACCAGAUCGUGGACGAGGAUCUCUUCCGCGACAGCAUGGCAAACAGAGGUCGCUAUUUCACCCCCCUGCUUCUGUACAGCAUUCUCGCUAUAGGGUCACGGUACUCUGACCGCGUCGAAACCCGUACAGACGCAAACGAUCCCAACACAGCCGGUCGCUUCUUCUUCGAACAAGCCAAGACUCUACUUCACCGGGAAAUGGAACGACCAAGUCUGACGACCAUCCAGGCAUUAGGCCUCAUUGGGAUGUUUUACAUUGCCACAGGCGCUGAUGCAGCCGGGUGGCUGCACCACGGCAUGGCGAACAGGCUAAGUCUGGACAUGGGACUCAACCUGGACCCAGCUGCAUUCGAGGGAGCCGCGAGCCUGUCUCCUAAAGAAAUGCAGCUCCGGCGACAGAUCUACUGGACUCUAUACUGUCAUGACAAGCUCUCCGCGAGCUAUACAGGGCGCGUCUGCUCCAUGCUGGACGUCCAAGGCGCCGUCAACCUACCCAGUCAUGCAGACGAGACCUCAUCUCCCCGAAAGCAAGCCAUCCUCUCUCUACAGACAGCCUUAAUCCGCAUCUGCCAAAUCUACGAGAAGAUCUUCAUGUCCUUAUGGGCCCCAAAACCCACCCUCAACCAACACCAACGACCCGCCUUUCUCAAAUCCUGUCUUUUGGACCUAAAAACGUGGCUCUACGAUCUCCCUCCAGCGCUCCGGCUCGACCUGCCAAAUCAUCUUCCGCACGCAUAUACCUUGCACAUGGUCUACCACACCGCUAGAAUCCUCCUGACCAAACCUUUCACAAUAAAACUCACCCAUCAAUCUGCCUCCAGCAGCGAUACAGACGCCAACGGAGCACAAACACAAACACAAGCACAGUCCGUCUCCGCCGACUCCGCCCGCGCAAUCUGCACCAUCGCCCAGAAAUACCGCCAGCACUUUGGCAGUUUCCAUCUCAGCCCCAUCACCGCGACGCAUUGCAUGCUCUCCGCGGCGACAGUGUUACUCGAGGACAUCGGUGGGAAGGAGAACAUGCUUCCGUCGCAGAAGAGCCGGUUGGAGGUAUGUGUGGGUGUUCUUGAGGAGCUGGCGGGAUCGUGGCAGCCCGCAAGGCAUAUUGGGAAUAACCUGCGGCGGUUGCUGAGUGCGAGGUAUAACCUGAAGUUCUCAGGGAGUGAUACAGAGGGCCAGCCGCAGUCUCAGACUGCAGAUGAUCGCUUAUCUCAGCCUAUGGGGUUCGAUUUUGUGAACGAGGAGAACACGGGACACGCGGAUUUUCUCGAUGAUCUUGGACUAAGACAUCAGCAUACAGAAGGUCUGCCGUCGACUCUUGGUUUACCUCCUGCUUUGGACUCUCUACCGGUUGAUUACGGGUUGUUUGGAAUGCUGAAUCAGGUUAAUAUGGAUAGAAUGUGGUAG
Aspergillus thermomutatus is the source of this 2163-nucleotide messenger RNA. RefSeq lists its product as uncharacterized. The record is from RefSeq and is a predicted model, not a curated record. The transcript is spliced from 6 exons. NCBI's taxonomy places the organism in Eukaryota, Fungi, Ascomycota, Eurotiomycetes, Eurotiales, Aspergillaceae. Gene Ontology annotation, biological process: DNA-templated transcription. Gene Ontology annotation, molecular function: zinc ion binding; DNA binding. Bases 1 to 2163 code for a protein of 720 amino acids.